UACAAUUAUUUAUUUAAAAAAUUUUUAUAAUAUUUUCUUUAUUUUAUAGGCUAUUUCACAUUUAAAUUUAAGUAAUAAAUGGUCAGAUACGAUUGUUCAAUGUUAUGGUUUGACGCAAGAUCCAUUAAAUGGAGAUUAUAUGCUUGUAAUGAAUAAAUUGGAUAUAGAUUUAAGAAAAUAUUUACAGCAAAAUCAUAAUCAACUUACAUGGAAAGAAAGAAUUCAAAUUGCUGCUGAAAUAAUUUUAUCACUUUUACGAAUUCAUGAUGAAAAUGCAAUUCAUAGAGAUUUGCAUUCUGGAAAUAUAUUACUUAGAAUUGGUGGACAUUGUAUUAUUAGUGAUCUUGGAUUUUGUGGACCUGCAGAUAGACCAUUAAAAAGUAUAUAUGGAAAUCUUCCUUAUAUUGCACCAGAAGUUAUUGCAGGAAAAAAAACUACUUUUGAAUCUGAUAUUUAUAGUAUUGCAAUGCUUAUGUGGGAAAUUUCAUCUGGACAACCCCCUUUUAAUAAUUAUGAGCAUGAUUAUUAUCUUGCAAUGAAUAUUGUUAAUGGUAUGAGACCAAAAAUUGUACCAGGAACUCCUAUAGAAUAUAAAAAUUUAAUGAUACAAUGCUGGGAUGCUAAUCCGUUAAAGCGACCUGAUACUGUUACACUCAUGGAAGAAAUAUAUAAGCUUAAUUUAAUUUAUCAAACUAAAUCAGAUGAUUUGGUUCAAUUAAAAGAAAAUGAUAGUUUAUAUAUGAAUAGUUCAGAAAAUUAUACUAGCAGUAGCAAGUUAUUUACAAGUAAAAUUCAUCAAUUUGAAAAUCUUCCUGAACCAAGAAAUGCAACAGAAGAAGAACAACAGGCAUUUCACAGUAACAAAUCAUAUGAUUUUCAUAUCCCUAAUAAUAUCGAUGAUAUUGGUAACUUGGGUUCUCAGAAUAAUAAUUCUUCAAAAAUAACUAGCAGUAACAAAUCAUUCAAAAGAAGAUUAGAAAAUGAUUAUCAAGAAAUAAUGCAACAAAUGAAGAGAGAUCAUAUUAAUAUUGAUGAUGAAGAAGAAAUAUAUAAUAAUCCAAAUUUUCAUUCUGAAGAACAAGAUGAAUUUGAACUUCCCGAGAUGAUGUCAUAUUUAUGUCAUAUUUAGAUAUGGAUGAAAUUAAUUGACAUUAACAUUACAUUAUUAUAUUUAAAGUUUGUUAUAAAUUAUUUAAACACUAAGUCUAGAGUAUU
Messenger RNA from Rhizophagus irregularis DAOM 181602=DAOM 197198, 1215 nucleotides. RefSeq lists its product as uncharacterized. NCBI's taxonomy places the organism in Eukaryota, Fungi, Glomeromycota, Glomeromycetes, Glomerales, Glomeraceae. The record is from RefSeq and is a predicted model, not a curated record.